This is a messenger RNA of Jaminaea rosea, 3700 nucleotides long. Its product is annotated as WD40 repeat-like protein. NCBI's taxonomy places the organism in Eukaryota, Fungi, Basidiomycota, Exobasidiomycetes, Microstromatales. Bases 253 to 3612 code for a protein of 1119 amino acids. The transcript has a single exon. Gene Ontology annotation, molecular function: protein binding. The record is from RefSeq and is a predicted model, not a curated record.
ACUUCACAUAUCCAAUCCAUUUCUCCUCUUUCUUACCGGCAUUCUCAGCUGGUAGCCACGGGCGAUGCCAAGACUCAGACUGCGCCUCUAAUCUUCGCGAAGAUGCUGCCUCAUCGCCCCGCGACUUCGCCUGGCGGCGGCAUGGCCUCGCAUUCUCACUCCCAUGACUCGGCGUCAGCAUCAGCAUCCUCCUCAUCCUCGAGUGGGCAGCCGCCUCCCAUCUCAGUACAUCAGGCGGCAACAGCGGUUAGGAUGCCCAUCUCCCCGCCUACACCUGCCCCUUCGCCUCGACCUCGUCCUGCUCACUUCAACGCCCACGAGGGGCACGAUCCAGCUGGCGGGGCAGGAUCCGGAGGAGCAGCAUAUAGCGAUCACCUCGAGUCGAGCGAGCAGCUCGUCUCCCCUCUGAGUGGGAGCGGAUCCAAUCCCCCCUGGUCUUCCAGUGCUCAUAUCGACCCUCAGUCGCUCACACGAGCAGCGACAGCACUCCUCCCCACCUUGGCUCCCUCAGCGCGGCUCACCCUCAUCUCCGACCUGCUUAUGCUCCUCUCCUCUCGCGAGCUGGCGCAGAUUUCCACCUUCAUCGCUUCGCGCCUGCGCAUCGACUUCCUAUCUGCGCUGCCCAUCGAGGUCAGCUUGCAAGUGCUAAGCUUCAUCGAUGACCCGGCGACGCUGGCUCGUUGCAGCCAGGUCAGCCGCUUUUGGAGGAGCUUGGUCAACGACGAGCAUACAUGGGAAGCAAUGUGUCUCAAGUACCGCUAUCGAUACAGAAGACCAUCAAGCGUCUAUCCGAGAGUAGCAGCCGCGGCGGGUGCGGACAGCUCUGCGUCCUCUUCAAAGUCGAAGCGCAGUCGCGCAGGGCCGCCUGCAUCGACGAGCGAGUCCCUCUUCCUUGCCUCACUCUACAGGCGGUAUAGAGAGCGAGGUCUCGACCCCGUCAAGGCGCGAGAUGAAUUGCGGGCGCUGCAUGACCUCUUUCUCGCAAAGCAGCAGCAGCAGCAGCAGCAGCAGCAGCAAGAGAAUGACGGGGCAUCGAGCGCUGACCUCUCCGCACGCUUCUACGAGCAGCUUGACCAAAUCCUCAUGGCGGAGAAUCUGGCUGCGGCGCAAGAACAAGGGAGUAGGGCUCAACCUUCUUCCUCGUCGUCGCAACAGCGUCGCCCAUCAACAAGCAGCGACCCGACCGCAGCUGCAUCCUCCGCUUCCCGAGGUCUGGGCUGGCUCUCAACCGGCCACCCAUCCUCGCAACCACCCGCCAAUCCCGCCGUCUCGCCGACCGCGCGCUCUCGUCUGCCCAUCCUAACAGGGGUGGGAGCUAACCCCGGGUUCCUAGAACGCUACGGCAGUACUUCAACUUCAGGACCAACAUUGAGCUGGGCGAGCGGUCUCGGCCUUCCUUGGGGGCUGGGAGAGUACAUCCACUUACCCGCUGCCCUGAACCGUGUCAACGGAAGCGGGAGCGCCAGCAAUCCCCCCGUCGACGUCACUGGUGGGAUGAGGUUCGCGAAUGGCAGCAAUGACAGCAGUCACGCCGACAAUGAAAACGCCGAACGGGAUGAUGUCAUGGUCGCCGGCCCCAAUGCUUCGAGGAGCGCAAACGUCGCCUCACAUUCUUUAGGUCUGGGGAGGAGCUCCUCUUCUGGUGAGCUGCGCUCUCGCUCUUCCUUGAACUCCUCUACCAUGGGUCUAGGCAUGAGCAGGCCUGACUCACAGCCCUCGGGCAGCGUACCGCGCUCUGCAACGUACACGCACGGCAUGCCUCCUCCCGCGGAAGCGCAGCCGCAGCAGCCGCACCCUUUCAGCUACAAAGCACACUUCAAGCGCAACUACCUAACCGAGUCCAAUUGGCAUCGUGGCGGGCAUCUUCUCACCCAUCAUGUCUCCACCGAGAGUGGGUCAGUAUGCACAUGCAUGGCGAUGGACGAGCGCUGGCUUGUGGUGGGCAUGGCCAAUGGGAAGAUCCACCUCUUCGAUGCGCGCUCGGGAGAGUUUGAGAGGACGCUCCAGGGUAGGCAUGAGAGUGGGGUGUGGUGUCUAGCGUUGGUGAGCAAGACGCGCGGCGCCAAGAAGAAGCAGCGCAAGGGCAAAGGGAAGGCAAAGACCGCUGAGACGCAAUCGACGUCUAGUAGUAGCGAUGCAGCUAUGGGUGCCAGCACGGGUGAUGCCAGCUACAGAACGGCUCAGAGCAAUCCUUCGUCGCCGCACGUCGCCGACGAGGCAGAGGACGUCGAUAUGCAUCACGACGACGACGACGAUGAUGAUGGCGCCGAAUCCGACUCUUCCACCUCCACCUCCUCCUCGUCGUCCACACCUUACGAAGGCUUCUCAAUGGGCAUUGGCGGCUCCGCGUUAGGCAACGGGACGCUUUGCUCGUCCACUCGCGGUUUCGGCAAUGAGACUGCCCUCCUCAUCUCUGGAGGGUGUGAUCGCGAGCUCAAAGUCUGGGACCUGUCCACGGGGCAGAUUCUCCACUCCCUUCGCGGGCAUCACAGCACCGUGCGAUGCUUGCGCGUCCUCGAGGGCAGGCCAGUAGCCGUCUCCGGUGGGCGCGACUCGACGGUGCGUGUCUGGGAUGUAGAAAAGGGCGAAGGCCUGCGCGUCCUCGCCGGCCACAUCAAUUCUGUGCGUUGUCUCGAGGUGGCGGGCAACAAGGUCGCGAGCGGGUCGUACGACUGUACCUGCCGCAUUUGGGAUGUGGACACAGGGGAGUGCCUUCACGUUCUGCGAGGACACUACAACCAGAUCUACUGUAUUGGAUUCGAUGGGCUACGUGUUGCGACGGGGAGCCUAGACUCGACGGUCAGGGUUUGGGACGCGGUCAGUGGCGAGCCAAUUGCGCUCCUCCAAGGCCAUACCAUGCUGGUUGGUCAGCUGCAGCUAGUCAACGGGAUCUUGAUCUCGGGCGGGUCGGAUGGGAGGAUCAUCGCGUAUUCCAUUGGAGGCGCAGUCCCCGGCAGGGGAGCGACAAGUGCUGCUGCGGGAGGUCGAGCCCUCGCCUCCGCUCCACCCACCACGACCUCGUGGCCACCGGGCGCCACGUCCUCCACCACCAACACAUCGUCGCGCUAUCCGACCCGUCUUCCACCUUCAGCAAUAGCGGACGUCCGACCAGGUUCCACCACCGCCGCCUCACCUUCGCUCGGCUCCUCGACGGCAACAAGCGUGCAAGCCCUCUACGCCAUCUGUGCGCACGACAACUCGAUCUCGUGCAUUCAAUUUGACGAGCACUUUGUGCUGACGGGGGGCAACGAUGGGACUGUGAGGCUUUGGAAUCUGCAUGAUGGAAGCUUUGUGCGAGAGCUGGUUGGGCCGGCAGCUACGAUGUUUGCUGCCCCGGCGGCCGGGGGCACGGGUGGAGCAGCAUCGACGAUGGCAGGAGGUGCGACGUCUGCGCAGGUCAGCGGGGAGAAUGCGGAGACAAGAACGCCAGUCGAUCUUCGCAUGGAAAGUGUUUGGAAGCUCGGCUUCCGUGACGAUCGAGUGGUAUGGGUGGCCAGACGAGGGGAUGAAGCCAUGGUGAUGGGUAUUGUCGACUUCAGGCCGUCCAAGGUUGAAGGUGGAGAGUCGACUACAGCGACGCCAGGAAACGAGGAUGAGGCGAUGAUUUCAUGAGAGGGCAGCCGAGGAAGUAGACGGGGGAUUAGAUGUAGAUUUCUAUACAGAGCACACUUUGAACAUUAUGACACGUCACAUCACAACA